Ictalurus punctatus (channel catfish) is the source of this 1938-nucleotide messenger RNA. It is a transcript of the gene b3galt1b, whose product is annotated as UDP-Gal:betaGlcNAc beta 1,3-galactosyltransferase, polypeptide 1b. The transcript is spliced from 4 exons. Gene Ontology annotation, cellular component: membrane. The coding region runs from base 425 to 1417 and encodes 330 amino acids. Gene Ontology annotation, molecular function: N-acetyl-beta-D-glucosaminide beta-(1,3)-galactosyltransferase activity. Lineage: Eukaryota; Metazoa; Chordata; Actinopteri; Siluriformes; Ictaluridae. The record is from RefSeq and is a predicted model, not a curated record.
GUCUGUCAUUCCUUGAUGCCGAACGGAGCGCAGGGCGCCAUAGAGAGCGGCGGCACGCGCUCCAAUACAUCUGACCUGUGGCCUCUCUCUCUGCAGAUCAGCUGAGGACGUUGGUCAUGAUGUGGAGAGGGCAGCAUGUGUAUCAGAUGCCGUUUAUUCACCUUCUAAUAGAAUAAUAAAUGUAUUUCGAUGGAACAUGUGGAGGAUUCUUGGAAGGAAAAGUCAGAGCCCUAUGACAAUUUUGUGCAAUUUCUACAUGAAGAGAAAGGGUGGCUCAAUUUUACUCCAAAGCCAUUAGUAACUGACAAUUAAUAUCAAGCGGCACACAGAUGCAGCCUUGUGCUGCUUUGCCUGAAGCACCAUUACUAAUGGCUAGGAAGCUACUUGAUAUUCAACAACCUAAACACACAUAAAACCCUCCAUAAUGCCUUCAAAAGUGUCAUGCCUAUAUGUCUUGACAGUUGUUUGUUGGGCAAGUGCCCUGUGGUACCUCAGCAUAUCUAGACCCACAACAUCGUUAGUUGGACAGCUGACCGUGCCCGCCCGCAAAACCGUUAAGCCACAAAGAACCACCAACACCACUUUUAACAACAUCCGAACCCGCCCGUUAAACCCCCACGCAUUUGAUUUCAUCAUUAACGAGCCCAAGAAAUGUGAGACCAACGUGCCGUUCCUGGUGAUCCUCAUUAGCACAACACACAAGGAGUUUGAUGCUCGGCAGGCGAUUCGGGAAACAUGGGGCGAUGAGAGCACAUUCAGCGACCUUCGCAUCGUAACACUCUUCCUCCUUGGCCGCAGUACAGACAACAUGCUCAAUCAGAUGGUAGAGCAAGAGAGUCAGAUCUUCCAUGACAUUGUAGUGGAGGACUUUGUGGAUUCCUACCAUAACCUGACUCUAAAGACGCUGAUGGGAAUGCGCUGGGUGGCCACCUUCUGCAACCAGGCCAAGUAUGUGAUGAAGACGGACAGUGACAUUUUUGUCAACAUGGACAACCUGGUGUACAAGUUGCUAAAACCAGACACCAAGCCCAGACGGAGGUAUUUCACGGGCUACGUCAUAAACGGCUCACCUAUUCGGGAUAUGCGCAGUAAGUGGUACAUGCCCAGAGACCUGUACCCAGAAAGUAAGUACCCACCGUUUUGCUCCGGCACGGGCUACGUCUUUUCAGCAGAUGUGGCUGAGCUGAUCUAUAAGACUUCCCUUCACACCCGUCUGCUUCAUUUGGAAGACGUUUAUGUAGGCGUUUGCUUACGGAAGCUUGGCAUUCACCCAUAUCAGAAUAGUGGCUUCAAUCACUGGAAAAUGGCUUACAGUCUCUGUAGGUACCGUCGAGUCAUCACAGUGCACCAAAUCUCUCCUGAAGAGAUACACCGGAUCUGGAACGACAUGUCCAGCAAAAAACACCUCAAAUGUUAGUAAUGCUUGAGGAAUACCAUCUAUCUCCAUCAAUUUUUUAUAUACAGGACAUAAAAAGACAAAAUGUGCGUCUGUGAAACAUGGAAAGUAUAUACAGAGAUCUCCUUACAAAACCCCAAGAACAGCCUGUGACACCAUGAGUUGUUUGUAAGUAAAGUAGGUAAAGGUCAGACCAAGAGCAUCCAACAGUGAAGAAUAUGCUACUGUUGAUGUGCAACUGUAAAGUACACUGAUAAAUAUAUCGACAGUGUGAGUGUUAUUGCCGUGCCAGUAUAAUUGCAUCAAGAGAGGGUGCGCUGUGCUUUAUUUGAGUAUAGUGUUUGACUUAAAUGCUAAUUCACGCAUAAACAGUCUUCUGAACUGUAGUAAUUUAGCUCAUCAGCUCAACAAACGUGCACUCUUGAGUUGGAUGAAGCCAAACAUGAAUGUCCUUGAUGUUAUUUCCGUCAACUGCACAUAGUUUUAUUGGAUGUAAUUAAAAGUGUUGAUGAAAUCAGCACUAAUUAUGAGUGUUAAAACUA